This is a messenger RNA of Scatophagus argus, 7732 nucleotides long. Its product is annotated as membrane-associated guanylate kinase, WW and PDZ domain-containing protein 3. The record is from RefSeq and is a predicted model, not a curated record. Gene Ontology annotation, biological process: signal transduction. Gene Ontology annotation, molecular function: protein binding. Lineage: Eukaryota; Metazoa; Chordata; Actinopteri; Scatophagidae. Gene Ontology annotation, cellular component: cytoplasm. The coding region runs from base 953 to 5443 and encodes 1496 amino acids. The transcript is spliced from 22 exons.
UUAGGAGUCCUAAUUAGGAGUAAUUUGUUUUGUACACUUUUUGUUAGGAUUACAUGCUCCGAGUGUUUUUAGUUAACCUUAGACUUAGAUGUUACACUUAUUCGACCCAACGGCCCCUUCGAUGUUAAAAGAACUACAGAUUACCAUUGUCGUUAUACAUUUUGCGACUAAAAUGACAGUAAGUAUUAAACAUUGCUGGACUCACGCAGUAUGUUUCCUCACUUAGUACCACAACACACCGGAGGAUGGAGCCAGCAUGAGCGUCUAGAAAACACCGCCACCGCUGAGCGUAAAAGGGGCGUUUCAGAGCUUGGCAACAUCUCUCUCUUGGCGGUGCCAGGUGUGUUCAAACCUGUAGCAGACAAACGUUCGCAGAUGUCUUUCGGCUCAGUCACCAAGGGCUGGAUCUCAAAUACUUCAACCGCCUACCGGUGAUCGCUGCCGCCCCUCGAUUUUCAGCCUGCCCACAGGUAUGUGGGAUUUCUCGUUGACGCACUACAUUUCGCCGACAGACUCUCCACACUCAACCACCGAGUGAGUGAAAUCCUCUCUGUUUACAUUUUGUUUUUGACUCGGGAGCCUUCUUCAGGGACCAAGCAAAGCGCAGAUACGGCUCCAGUGUAGCGAUGGAGAGCAUAAAACCUGAUUUGUUCCGCUUUUAACCAUCUCGCUGCUAUCAACUCUGCUGUUUUACGCACAAGCAGCGCUUGGAAUUACUGCAACCCAGGCAACUGUGCGCACACCGGAGCGUAAGCCCGUGGAAUGACAGAGCUCAGCGGCAGAUUCACUGGUGAAAAGCAGCCUCAUAAAUGCCAGGAAGAUGAAAUCCCCAGCAUGUCGGGAGAAUAACUCAGGAGGGUUUAUCAGGCCGCGUCACUCCGCGUUCAUUUAACAAGCAAGUCGAGGCGACUGUAACCACUUCGAUUGUUGAUUAUUCGAAAAGGGAGUAACCAUGUCCAGAACACUGAAGAAGAAGAAACACUGGUCCAGUAAAGUGGUGGAGUGCGCUGUGUCAUGGGGGAACCUGGGAGACUUUGGCUCCGUGGUGGAGGUCCUAGGAGGAGCAGAGCUGGGACAGUUCCCCUACCUGGGCCAGAUGAAGCUGGACGUGCUGGUGUGUCACAUCGGGAAGCUGCCCUACUACGGCGACGUUUUGCUGGAGGUGAACGGGACGCCCGUCAGUGGACUUACAAAUCGUGACACCUUGGCUGUCAUACGCCACUUUCGAGAGCCUAUUCGCUUGAAGACGGUCAAACCAGGCAAAGUAUUGAACACGGACCUGCGCCACUACCUCAGUCUGCAGUUUCAGAAGGGCUCGCUGGAUCACAAGCUCCAACAGAUCAUACGGGACAACCUCUACCUACGCACAAUCCCCUGUACCACACGACUUCCUCGAGAUGGGGAGGUUCCAGGAGUGGACUACAACUUCAUCAGUGUUGGAGACUUCAGGAUACUGGAGGAGAGUGGACUUCUUCUGGAGAGCGGAACCUAUGACGGUAACUACUAUGGGACCCCAAAACCCCCUGCGGAGCCUAACCUAGUGCAGCCUGACCUGGUGGAUCAGGUGCUGUUUGAUGAAGACUACGGUGGUGAGGUCCCCAGGAAACGCACCACCUCAGUGAGUAAGAUGGACAGGAAGGACAGCGCAGUCCCUGAGGAGGAAGAUGAUGAUGAGAGGCCACCGCUGGUCAAUGGAUUGCCUGAUCACAAAGAGGGGGCAGACUGGAGGAAAGCAGUGCCCAGCUAUACCCAGUCCAGCAGCACCAUGGACUUCCGCACAUGGAGCUCUCUCCCCCGCGAUGACAGCCUGGAGCCCCUGCCCCUUAACUGGGAGAUGGCUUACACUGAGACCGGCAUGGUCUACUUCAUCGAUCACAAUACCAAGACGACCACAUGGCUGGACCCCCGCUUGGCAAAGAAGGCGAAGCCCCCUGAGAAGUGUGAGGAUGGAGAGUUACCUUACGGCUGGGAGGAAAUUGACGAUCCACAGUACGGCACAUACUAUGUUGACCACAUCAACCAGAAAACCCAGUUUGAGAACCCAGUCCUGGAGGCCAAAAAGAAGCUGAGCCAGGAGACGGCUGCGAUUCAUCAAGCUGCAGCAACAUCCUCCCAAGGUAAGGGAGGUGUGUCAGGCUUCACUGCAGACCCCAGCCAACUGAAAGGUGAGAUGUAUCACACAGCACUGAAAAAAGGCUCCCAGGGAUUUGGAUUCACCAUCAUCGGAGGUGACCGCACAGAUGAGUUUCUGCAAGUGAAAAAUGUACUCGGCGAUGGCCCUGCUGCCCACGACAACAAGAUGGCAUCUGGUGAUGUCAUUGUUGAGAUUAAUGGGAUGUGUGUGCUGGGGAAAACCCAUCCAGAGGUGGUGCAGAUGUUCCAGUCCAUUCCAAUCAAUCAGUAUGUGGACAUGGUUCUUUGCCGUGGGUACCCGCUUCCUCCAGAUGUGGAUCUAGAUAGUGAUGACCCUCUUCCACCGCCUCCUCUACCACCGACCACUGAGCCCCAGCAGGCCCUGCAUGGUGGAGAGGUGGUGACAGCGGUGCCCCUUAUCAACGGACAACCGCUUCUCGUGAAAGGGGAUGUCCUCCACGGCUCCUCUCAGGAGCUCCACUACGUCACGAUGGAUGCCAGUGGCCGACCAGUCGUGGCAGCCAUGCCCAAUGGGAGGCAGGGGGAGCGCGGAGAGGUGGCUGCUGCGAUGCUGCAACCAGAACUGGUGAGCGUGCCACUGGUCAAGGGGCCUGGAGGAUUCGGGUUCGCCAUAGCUGAUUGCCCACUGGGCCAGAAGGUAAAAAUGAUCCUGGAUGCCCAGUGGUGUCGUGGCCUGCAGAAAGGAGAUGUCAUCAAGGAGAUUAACAGAGAAAAUGUCCAAACACUGAGCCAUGCCCAAGUGGUGGAUAUUCUCAAGGACUUACCAGUGGGAAGUGAGGUCAACGUGCUAGUGCUACGAGGAGUGCCCAUGGGAAGUGAGGUCAGCGUGCUGAUACUGACAGGAGGUCAAACAUCUCCUGUGAAGAGUCUAAAGCCUAGACAGGAAAUGACAGCCAGCACAGAGACUUUGGACAUUACAACGGACUCAGCCCCGCAGGCCCUGCCUUACCACUCCAACACAAGCACCCUACGCUCUGCUGACUCCCCCAAACGAGAUGCCACAGAGAUGUACCUGAAGUCCAAAGCCCUGCUGGAGAGCAGACAGCCUCACACCAAAGACAUUGAUGUUUUUCUAAAGAGAGACAUUGAAACAGGCUUUGGCUUCCGUGUUCUGGGAGGAGAAGGUCCGCAACAGCCAAAUGUCUUUCCCCAGGUGUAUAUUGGGGCCAUUGUGCCCAGUGGAGCUGCCGAGAAGGACGGUCGUCUGAGAGCAGGAGAUGAGCUUAUUGGCAUCGAUGGUGUGAUGGUGAAAGGUCGUUCGCACAAGCAGGUGCUGGAUCUGAUGACAAACGCUGCCCGCAAUGGUCAAGUUAUGUUGACUGUACGGAGGAAGGUCAUCUACAGAGAAGCGACGGAGGAAGAGGCUCAGGAAAUGACUCCAGUGCUGGUGAAUGGUUCUCCCAAGCUACCUCGCCUACCGAUGCCCAGCGCUCUGGACCACGAGUCUUUUGACAUCACACUCCACCGUAAAGACACUGAAGGCUUUGGUUUUGUCAUCCUCACUUCCAAGAGUAAACCACCGUAUGGAGUUAUACCACACAAAAUUGGCCGAAUCAUUGAGGGCAGCCCCACCGACCGCUGUGGCCUGCUGCAUGUCGGAGAUCGUAUCUCAGCGGUCAACGGGCGCUCCAUCAUCGAGCUCUCUCACAAUGACAUUGUGCAGCUUAUCAAGGACGCUGGCAAUGUUGUCACCCUCACUGUGGUUCCUGAGGAUGAAUACAAGGGCCCUCCAUCUGGAGCCAGUUCAGCUAAACAGAGUCCAGCCCUGCAGCACAGAGCCAUGGGUCAAAGGUCAGCACAGCAGGAUGAACGUUAUAAUCUUGAUGUGGAGGAGAAAAGGGAGGGAGUCAACUGGUCUGACAACAAAACUCUCCCACUGAGUGAGCAGGGAACACUGUGUGUGACAGGACCCAACCAGGGUUGCCUGACAGUGGAGUUAGAAAGGGGUCCCAGGGGUUUUGGCUUUAGUCUGCGAGGGGGAACAGAGUACAACAUGGGCCUGUACAUUCUGAGACUGGCUGAGGAUGGUCCUGCUCAGCUGGACGGAAGGAUCCAUGUGGGAGAUGAGAUAGUCGAGAUUAACGGGGAGCCGGCGCGCGGCAUUUCUCAUACACGCGCUAUUGAACUGAUCCAGGCUGGAGGAAACAAAGUGGUACUGCUGCUACGACCUGGGGCAGGCCUGGCUCAAGAUGGCAGUCAACAUGAUCAAAAACUCAUUUCACCCACAAGCUAUUCCAGAGAGGUGUUUUUCUCUGAUACGUCACCCUUGUCCUCUCCAUAUCCCACUGGGGCUUCCAUCCUCAUUUCUUCUACCUUCUCCAGCAAACUUAAACAUUCCCACAGCUGCGGCACCAUAUCCCCAAAAGGCCUCAAGCCCUGCAGGAGCAGGGCUUUAAGCUCAGUGGAGGAGAGUGGUGAGUGGGCAAACAAGAAGGCAGAAAGGGUGUCUACCAUCUCCCUUGAGCAUAUGAAAUUUUACAAGAGGACCAGACCCACAAAAGACUCCAGAGAGCUAAGCAGCCCAAAGAAAACAGGGGAGACAUUUCCUAAAGCCAAAGAGCAACAUCACACUCCCAAAAAGACUGAGAGUUGGGCACAGGAAGAAACACAGAGCAAAAACAGGACGCCGCAGACACAGUCACAAACACAAUCCACAAGCCCUAGGAAGUCUCCUCAAGCUGGACAGCAAGUGGCUGCAAGCCUGCAGCGCGCACAGCAUCAACAUGACCCUCAAAGGAGAUUAAAACACUCUUCCAGUGGGGAGAGCUUGGAUCAUGAAAAGAAAAAUGGCAAAGGGGGGAAUCUUGAGAUCAGACGAUACACACAAGGACGGGAGAUGGAAAGGAGAGGAGAGAGGACCAGGCCUGGCCGAGAGCAAGAAAGUUUUAAAAGAAGGGUGGCAGAAGAGUCUCUGCUCCAAAGGACAUCUGCUCAAAAAGUAAAAGAGAGUGAGAAAGGUAAAGACUCUAGGCAGAGAGAUUCUAAUGGGAAAUCCACAGAACCCAGGAAUACAAGUAAAGAAACUCUCAACAAAAGAGAUUCUCUGUUGUCUUUUAAAGAUAUAUGGAGUAGAAAAGUUUCUGUAGUUUUGCCAAGAGAAGUUAAAGGAAGAGAAGACACAUUUUCUUACUCCAAAGAAGUCAGUAGUAAGGAAGGCACUGUGGCCUCUAUAAACAGUAUUCCAUUGACUACGCAGAGUGCAAAGGGACCUCUCAGCCCCGGCCCUUGGAAAGUGCCCAGCUCAGCCAAAAUCCUCUCCCACGCAGAGGUCUUUCAUGACCCCGUGUGAUCGAAUAUUGAAUCAGCCAGACUUGAGCUGUGUCAUGGAAUAUUUAACAACACCCUCAGUGGAUUGUUUUUCUGAGUUCUUCCAUAAAACAGAGAAGUGAAACAUGGUGCGAGAUUUGUCUUUUAACAAAGUCCUUCUUGGGAGUCCUGUGACAUCACGUGUGGCAUGUAGCAGCUCCCCUCUGCCUUGUCCAGUGCUUCAGCAUCUUUGAUAUGGGACUUAACCAUGUGCGGCAUGCUCGGGGCCUUGCCAGACAAGACAUUUUUAAAUGUGAAUAUGUGCCAAUCCUGGGAGCCUCCUGUGGAACAACAACUACCAACAGCACUUCACCCGUUAAAAUGCAAUGACCCAUAUGCAAAGAAAAGGAGAUAGGCCCUUGCCUCUCGCCUGUAGGAUACACCACAUGUGACUGUCAUCUAGGGUUUAAUUUUGCUCUUGGUCUCAUUGUGGAAUACUUUGACUUGUCUUUUUCUUAAAAGUUUGCUCAACUGCAUGCAGUCGGUCCUUCUGUUUGUUUUACUGCACGUGUUCUGCACAUCACUGAGGAUGAUCCUGUUUCUUAUUUAUAAAUAUUAUUAUUCUGAACACCAGGCAAAUUUCUAAUACAACAGCAAGCGUUCACUUUACCGGGGACUUAAGACUGUUCUGUGGUUAUAGACAUGAUUCUCAUACAAACAGUAUCAUUAAAAAGACCAGAAACUUGUGGUUUGAGGACUUGUUUACUAUGUGUAUGAUAACCAACCUGUGUGUAAUUUAUUGCGAUAAUAGAUUAACAUGUGUAUAUGUAGCUGUACCAAGCCAUUCCACAUUUUGAUAUAGACUUCAAAGAUUUGUCCCAUGUUAUUUGAGCUUUCACCAAACUCCCAGUGUACUUAAGUGGUAGAAAUUACCAUGAAUCUUGUAGUUCAUGAAAUGUAUAGGCAAACUGCUGUACCAAAUGUUUGCAAUCGCUCAAAAUGUGUCUCAUUGUGAAAUACAACAUAUAUAUAUAUAUAUAUGUAUAUAUAAUAUAUAUAUAUAUAUAUAUAUAUAUGAUUCUAACUCUUUAAAUAUCUAUGGAAAUCCAUGCACUGCAUCUGCCCUUGUAGCAUAACAGAAUGAUGAGUUCUGUUUAAUUUGUGAUGUUGGCUAGCUACAAAUGCAUUACAUUUUAUUAUUAUUUUAUAAUGCUAUUUCAUUUUUCCUCAAAUAAUCACUGUUCAAGGCCAGAACGGCAAUUUAUAUGAUACUGUCAUGCUCCUGAUAGUUUUACCUUUUCCUACUGAAAAAAAAACCCACAAAAAAAACAAGGGAUUUAAAUGUGUAUAAUUGUCAAUCCUGCUGUGUGAUGUGACAGCUUGAAGGAUAAGGGGGCUUAGAGGGUGAUGUGGUGGGUUCAUGAAAUAUUGAGCAUGCUGCUGAUGUAAGACAGGUAGACAGAGAUCCCACCUUCUUACAUCUUUUGAUUGUAGCUGAGCCAACCGAUGGAUAUGGUUUCAAACAUGGGGUCAGUGAAAACGAGAAAAAGUCUAAUUUCACUGUUACUUUACAACAUUUUUGAAGCUUCUGCUGUAAAAUCAGAGAAAAUUAAAUGUACGCAACAUACCUGCUAAAACAAUUUAGCAGAUUAAGCAUAUUCAGAUGAGCUCAGGGAAUGCAGUAUAGUAGCAAAGGUGUGAUAAAGUCCAUAUCAGUGACAGUCAAAUGGUGGUUAAGGUUUGUGACUGACUGUGAUAAAAGUUUGUGAUUUUAUAAGGGAGUUUUCAGGUUAAAGAUUACUAGAUGGGGCGCUAUGAGCCAGUCAGUGAUAGGUUUGUGCAAUAGCUUGGUUGGUUGAAUGAAAAAAUAUCCAACCCUGAGUGUCAGGUAAAGGCAAUGCAGUGUGGUGAAUCAAAUAAUGCUCUUUUAUUCUGUGUCCCCUGCACUAUUGUCCUCAUUUAUACUUUUGUUUUGACCAUUUUGUAUCUCAUCUCUGUAUUAUACUGUGGCCUUGCAUUGCUUCAUUUUAAAAACAAUCCUUGUGGUAUCUUCUACAUUCUGUAGGAACAGUAGAUGUAAAUGUUUGUACAUUGUACAGCACCUUUAUAAAUACUUGCUGAGUGCUCUUUCUGGGGGAAAAACAGAGGUAUAUUAAAUCGCUCCAUUAUUUUUUUAUGUAAAAAAAACAAGAGAAAAUAUUUAAAAAUGGAUGACGAAGGAUAGAUUAUGACCUUGACAUGGUGUUCCGUUCAUGCACUGAAAAAUAAAAUUUUACUGAAAACACCUUCUGGAUCUCGUGUACUAAAAAUAAAAUGCAUUUUAACCAUUUAA